Molecule: messenger RNA, 2202 nt
Organism: Sapajus apella (tufted capuchin)
Lineage: Eukaryota; Metazoa; Chordata; Mammalia; Primates; Cebidae
Gene: CCDC106
Product: coiled-coil domain containing 106
Exons: 7
Coding region: 950-1792 (280 amino acids)
Cellular component (GO): nucleoplasm
Source: RefSeq, a predicted model, not a curated record
CUGAGUAGCUGGGAUUAUGGGUGUGUGCCACCACAUCCGGCUAAUUAUUUUUUUAAACUGCUGAUUCCAUCCUAUUUUGAAUUCUCCACCCAUGAUCUUGUACUUUGGAAAAGACCAAUCUAGAGCAGGUGGCUCGUCCAGGAAUUUUUGGACCAGGCUGCAGUUUAUCUGUAAAGGGAGGGGAAGAUCAUGGUCACAGCUCUGCAAGGGGGUGCAGACAUUUAGAUUCUCUAUCGAGUUAAGACCUUGCUUUCAUAAGGGCUGGCCGGAUGCUUCUGGUGAACAGGAGAGGCAGGUGGAGCUGAGCCUGAAGCUUAAUAACCAUCUGUUUAUUAGCUCACUUUCCUUGCCUGUUUUGUGCCAGGCACUGUGCUAGGCCUUGUUUGUUCUUCCGACCACUUCCUUGGGAGGAAGAACAAAUCUCCCGUUCGAGCUCCCCGAAGUGGGAAAGAGCCUCACAGAGGCUGCGAUCACACCCCAUCAUCUGACUUCAAUACCAGCAGCACCCCUCUCUUCAGCGCUGACUAUGGCCAGGUGCUGGGCUGAGCUUCUGCCUGUCACAGCACCGCAUCCUGGCAAGAAAUUUAGGGCUUGUAAUGUCCCCAUUUUACAGGCCUCACCUGGACCCAGGGACUCUCGAACGAGGAGCGCAGGCCUAGCCCGACGGGGCGAGUCCCCACGUCCCUGUCCGUUCCAUCGCUCAGUUCCACGACUGGCUAUCCUGCAGCCCCGCCUGUUCGUGGGUGAGUGCGCGCUUCCCUCGGCUCCCCGUGUCACUUUGCAGACGCUCCCCGGCGCCGGGCAUGGGCGCCGCCGCCGUCGGUCCCCGAGCCGGAUUCCGCGCGCGGGAUGGACCCUCGAGUCCGUCCGCGUCCCUCCAUUUGUGGCUGCUGUUUCUGUCCAGUGCCUCUGAGGCGCUCGGCUGCUGGGGUCCGCAGGAAACCACGCCAUGAAUGACCGGACCAGCCGGAGGCGGACAAUGAAGGACGAUGAGGCUUUCGAGAUCUCCAUCCCCUUCGACGAGGCGCCCCACCUAGACUCACAGAUCUUUUACAGUCUGAGCCCCUCUCGGGGAAACUUCGAGGAGCCCCCUGAGGACACGUCCCCUACCCUGGCCCUGAUGAACAGCGUCAAGGCCCAGCUGCACAUGGCCCUGGAGAGGAACUCCUGGCUGCAGAAGCGCAUUGAGGACCUGGAGGAAGAGAGGGACUUCCUGCGCUGCCAGCUGGACAAGUUCAUCUCUUCCGCUCGGAUGGAUGCAGAGGACCACUGCCGGGUGAAGCCUGGGCCACGGCGGAUUGAGGGGGACAGCCGGGGCGGAGCUGGGUGCGAAGCCUCAGACCCCGAAUCAGCAGCCUCUUCCCUCAGCGGAGUGUCGGAAGAAGGCAGUGCCAGCGAGAAAAGGCGGCAGAAGCAGAAGGGAGGUGCCAGUCGGAGGCGCUUUGGGAAGCCCAAGGCCCGGGAGAGGCAGCGGGUGAAGGACGCUGAUGGGGUUCUCUGCCGGUACAAGAAGAUCCUGGGCACCUUCCAGAAGCUCAAGAGCAUGUCGCGGGCCUUCGAGCACCACCGCGUGGACAGGAACACCGUGGCGCUGACCACGCCCAUCGCCGAGCUGCUCAUCGUGGCCCCCGAGAAGCUGGCCGAGGUGGGCGAGUUCGACCCCUCCAAGGAGCGCCUGCUCGAGUACUCCCGCCGCUGCUUCCUGGCCCUGGACGACGAGACGCUCAAGAAGGUGCAGGCGCUCAAGAAGAGCAAGCUGCUGCUGCCCAUCACCUACCGCUUCAAGCGGUGAUCGCGCCGCGUCUCCGCGCCCCGGCCCGGGCCUCCCUCCCCCGUGGACCCGGCCCUCCCCAAGCCCCCGGUGGAUGACCCGCCCCUCUCCCCGCCGCGCCCCUAUCCCUCCUCCUUGCUCCCUGGGUUGAAGGCUCCCUUAGCCGGGUACCUCUCCCGAACGCCGGCGCACCCCUUUCUGCUGGGGCUGCCCAGCCCUGCCCUCGCCGGGCGCCUUCCUCCUGCAGAACCAGGCAGGCGGGUGCCGCCCCGUCUCGGGUGGGGGACUAUACAGACCCCGUCUCUGCUCCCUGCCCCGCUGCCCCGCGGAGGAGCUGCCCACCCGAUUCCCGGACGGACCUCCCAACUCCGCGCGACAGAGAAUUAUUCAGAGACUUUAAAUUAAAAAAAGACCUGAAAAUUUGGAAUAAA